Molecule: messenger RNA, 6248 nt
Organism: Penaeus monodon (black tiger shrimp)
Lineage: Eukaryota; Metazoa; Arthropoda; Malacostraca; Decapoda; Penaeidae
Product: guanine nucleotide exchange factor DBS-like
Cellular component (GO): cytoplasm
Molecular function (GO): guanyl-nucleotide exchange factor activity; protein binding
Source: RefSeq, a predicted model, not a curated record
GUGGUGGUUUGCAACUGCGUCGCGGACCUGCACGAGUACAUAGACCGGAACCAGCUGACGGAGGACCUGGACGGCUGCAUCCCCUACAACCACGACGAGUGGAUUGAGCAGAGAGUGCGCCGCCCCGGCUACCACCGCUUCUACAAUGAGCAACUCUUUUCCCGACAGAUCCAGCACGCCGUGGCCACUCUCAAGCAGGCAGUGGAGAAGUUCAGCGCCAACACGCAGGAGAUCAGUGCCUCCUUGAGAGCUUUCACACAGAAGUUGCAGGAGACGGAGUUCCCCAAUGAUGUUACCUCCACUGAGGAGCUGCUCCAGUCUCAAACUUCUGAAUACAAUGCACUGAAAGAUGACCUGUUGUCGGCCUCCCGCCAUGGAGAAACUCUACUCAACUGUAUUAAGCGCCCUGGGGAGCCUCGCACAGCCCGUCUGUGUCCCGACAAGUUGAUCAAUGUUACAGCAGUAGAACGGCUGUUGGUGCAGCUGGAAGAGACUGAAAGAACCUUUGAUGAGUUCUGGACUCGACACGAGGGACGGCUCACACAGUGCCUCCAGCUGAGACGCUUUGAGACCGAUUUUAGGGAGCUGCAACAAUGCCUGGAAAUUUCACUAAAGCAGUUGUCUGCAAUGUCAGAGAUUGGGGAUUCAGUGCACCAUGUCGACCAGCUGUUGGCAGAAGCUCAGGAUUUCCAUAUGAUGACUGCGGACCAGCUGGAAAAAGCAGAGGAGCUACGCAUCAUCGGCACACAGUUGAUUGAAAGUCAGCAUUACGCCGUAGACUCCAUUCAGCCAAAGUGCGUAGAGCUAGUAAGGAUGAGGGAUGCUUUCCACGACCGCAUAACAAACAGACUGGAGACGUUACACAAGUGCCGAGACUUACAAGAGCGCAUUGAACAGGCUAAUAAGUGGUGCACAGAAGGUGUAGAACUCUUAGCCUCACAGCAAAUAGAGCGAUGUCAAGCCCCGGAAUUUGCCGAGGAAGCUCUAAGGGAGUUGGAUGAAUUUUUGGCUUCCUCUGAGUACAGUCGGCUCGGUACCACACGCGAACUUAGGACCAUGUUUGAGGAUGUCAUCACCCCUGAAACCAAGGGCUUAGUGCAACAGGUACUGAAACGUAUAGAAGAUGUACAAAUGAUGUGUGAAAAGCGAAAGAGUUCCUUAAAGAAGUUGGCCACUCGUCUGCCUCGACCCGUGCAUGCUGUGACACCAGAGCCCGCAGUCCCACUCCACUACCCACAAGGGCAUGCCAAUGUUCACCCACACUCUCACCCAGCAUCUCCCCUCCAUGCGGACCUCCCUAAAAGUCCCAAAAGCAUGAGGAAAGCAUCAACUUUACCCAAGCUUGGUGACAGUGGAGAUUCUCCUGACUGGGUUGGUGAUGCAGAAGCUGCACGUGCUAAGCGAGGCCACGUCCUCCGUGAGCUUCUAGAUACAGAGAGAAUCUAUGUGUCAGAACUCUGCUCUAUUCUCAAGGGCUACAAGGAUGAAAUGCUAAACCCAGAAAUGCAGCCUCUUAUCCCCAUCAACCUAUAUGGCAAGAGUGAUAUUCUCUUUGGCAACAUGGAGGAUAUCUUCCGCUUCCAUAAUGACGUCUUCCUGCGGGAUUUGGAGAACUGCAUUAAUACGCCAGAGCUGAUUGGUCUUUGUUUUGUCCAGAGGAAGGAUACAUUCCAUCGGUUGUACUCACUGUACUGCCAGAAUAAGCCUCAAAGUGAAGAACUGCGUCGGCAAGUAGGUGAUCAAAACCCAUUUUUCAAAGAGUGUCAGCGUCGUCUCCAUCACAAACUGCCACUUGGUGCCUACCUUCUGAAGCCUGUGCAGCGCAUCACAAAGUAUCAGCUCCUGUUGAAGGACUUACUGAAAUGCGUAGAAGGUAGCCAAGGUCGCCGGGAGUUGCAGGAGGCGGUCGACACAAUGCUCACAGUCCUCAAGUGCCUCAAUGACUCCAUGCAUCAGGUUGCCAUCACAGGAUUCCCAGGCAAUCUGGCCGACCUGGGGAAGCUGCUCAUGCAAGGCCCCUUCAGUGUGUGGAAUGACAGCAAAAAGGGACUUCGCGAGCUCCGUCUGAAGCCAGCACAAAGACACAUUUUCCUCUAUGAAAAGAUGCUACUUUUCACCAAGAGAACUGGCAAAGAUACAGAUCGUGCCACGUAUCACUUCAAAAAUGCCCUGAAGAUGUCACAGGUUGGUUUAACAGAGAGUGUCCGAGGCCAUAAGGGCGACGUCCGAAAGUUUGAGGUCUGGCUUCAGGGACGGCAGGAGGUCCACACCAUCCUGGCUCCAUCGUCAGAAGUCAAGGACCUGUGGGUGAAGGAGAUAAAGCGGGUCCUGCUUGACCAGUUUGAAUAUCUCAAGGGAGAAAAUAUCAAGCAGUACUCGGCUAGAAUACAGAAGGGUGCCAGUCUUAAUGGCAUUCGAAUUCCUCCUCUGUCACCCACAACUCAACACAGGGCUCUGCGACAGACGGCAUCAUGGGACAUAGCAGGCAAUGGUGUGACUGGCAGUGGUGGGUCUAUCAGUUCUAGCAGCUCUGAGGGCCGCCCUGGAGGCGAGCCGAGUCGGGAAAUUGGCAAACGCUCUCUGCGGAUAAAGUCCGCAGAUGCCACUCUUGGAGAUGCUCCAGAAGAGGAAGAGGAGAGCUGGUCAUCAGAUUACUCUGCUUCUGAUGAGGAAGAGGAUCAAGAAACCUUCUCAGAGAGCACAGAGUACACCUCAUCUCGGUUCCUUGUCUUGGCUGACUACAAUGCCAUGGGAGGAUCUGAAGUCAGCCUGCGUGAGGGAGACUACGUAGACUUGAUCAAAGUUGGGUGCGCUGGCUGGUGGUACGUCCGGGUUUCUGGGACGCCAUACGAAGGAUGGGCUCCAGCUGCCUACUUAGAGCGGGUCCUCAAAAAGGGCAGCAGAUCGUCACCGUCAGUCAGUAGUCAAGAAUCCUCCUCAGGACUGAAGCAUGCAACGUCAAAGUCAUCAGUUGCUUCACUAUCAGCCAAAUCUGAGGAAGUGAAUAUAAUGUAAAUAGAAUGGAAUACCAAUGAUACUAUAAUGCCUUAAGGCUGUAUUAGUCCAGAAACAAAACAUAGAAUGUUAUGGUGGUCUAUAAUGGCUGGGAGAAUCAUUGUGCUAUUCCUUCUGGGUAAAAAAUGUAUAAAAUGUUGCUUUUGUUGAAUGCCAUGUGAAAAGACAUUGCCCUCAUAGGACCUCCCGGAACUGUGCUGAUGUGACGAGCGAACACAUGAAGAAGUGUCUUCACAUCAAUAUAUGAAUGACAUGGACAGUGUGUAUGGUAACAUGACUCCUAGAACAGUGUGUAACCUCUUAACAUCACCUGACCUAGAAUGCCUCCUGUAAUGCCUGCAUAAAGAUAAGAAAACUUGAACAGUUCAAGCGCAAGCAUUCUUUGCAGGUAGGAUAUAUAACAAAUUCAUGGACUUCCAUUCAUAUUAUAUUAACCAAAGUAAAUCAUCCUAGAGAUACAUUAAGUCUAACAGUUUCUCACUCCUUGGCAUAUUCUCUCUUCUAUUCCUAAAUUCAGUGCAAUAUCACUGCUUUAUAUCAUGUCCUACUAUAUAAGUAAGUACCAUAUGUAAACAUAAAUGAAAAUGUAUGGUCUCUUGUUUCUCAGAUCUACUAAUACCUCUUGGGCAACUUUCUGAAUGGGAAUAUGAAUGUUCCAGGCAUCAUGGAUACUCUUGUUACAAAGAUGUAAUACAUUACACAAAUACAUCACUUGUAGAUUGUAAAAUAAAAUCUAGUAUCUCCCUAGUAUGAGGGUAACUAGUGGGCUUUACUCUUCAAGCAUAUAUAUGCCCUUUUGACUCUUGAUUCAAUCUCUGCCUCUAAUGGAUGUACAGGUUAUCAUGUACUAUCUACUUAUUUUUUUUCUAACUUAUAGAAAUCUUUCAUCCUGAUAUUUACUAUGUACUUUUGCCUAACACUUGUACCUAUCUUUCUUCCCCUAGAUACGUUGCCAUCUUGUAUUAACCUCAUUAUUUGAUGAGAUCCUCUUAUUCUAUCACUCUUUUAUCAUUACUUCUUGUGUAGAUUUAUAUGCCAUGGUAAUUUUGCAUUAUUAUGCCCAUCUGUAUACCUUGCCUGUCGACUUUACUCAACUUAUAGCGGCUUUUUACUCCGCUCUGCCCACUUGUGAUCAUGUGCCUCACGUACUGGUAGAAGUAGAAAUAGAGGUCUGAGUGCCAGCUCCAAUGUUGCCUUGUGAGGCAAAUGUGGCUUUGUCUAUACAAGUACUGCCAAGAACUUAUAGUACUUAUCGAGUCUUACUGAUAAGGCAAAGCAUCAGGAGUAGUUCUCAUCAGUUCCUCCUGAUACAACAUUAAAAAUCCCUCAUUUGGAGUUAUGGGUGUUGGAAAUCAUUGAGAGAGAUUGAAUGUGAUAGCUUAGAGUUUUCAUACUCUUUGGAAUUUAGCAAAGCAGGUAAAGGGAAGUUGUGUAUAUGUAGCCUGUAAAACUUCCCUUUUUCUUCUCUUUUUGAGAGGAACAAAACAAAGAGGUAGGAGUAAAUGCAUUUAUUAUUGAUUUGAUUCAAAGGGUAACAAAAUGAAAGAUUUUGAAUGGUACUACUGAGAACAACAAAUUACUGUACAUGUUCUAAAUUUCCUGUUAGUUCUGCGGACAUUAGGAAUAGAAUGUGUGAAAGGGUCUCUUUUUCUCCCAUAUGUGGGACUGAGAGAAUGGUGGUUUGUAUGGAAUACAAAUGACUAUCAUAUGGGAAACUGUAGAGGCCAGAUCAGCUGGAAAUGCUGGGCUUGUACGAGAGAAAGAGGUAGUGUAGUGGGCCUUCUAAUUUUUUGCAUAAUGGUCAUUGAAAAGUGAAACUAUAUUGCAUAUAUCGAUCAUCUACAAAAAGCUGGAAGAUAUAUGUGAAUUCCAAAAUAUUAUGGGUUCAUAAGCUCAACUUUUAUAUACUUUGAAAAAAGUUCAUUUAAUGCUAUUCUGUAUUCUAGUCAUUUUUUUAAACUUUGCAUAUUAAUGAUGAUACGGCAUCAGUACAAAUUUAUAGGCACAGAGUGACCAAGAGGCCUUGACUGUAUCCCAUGUGAUAGUAUUUAUGUAAAACUGUUGAACCCUGAAAUCCCAGUGAGUGUUGGGCAGUACAAAAUUCAUACAGUGGAGGGAGACUGUGUUCAUAAACAUUUUUUGUGAUAAAGUAGACACCAGAAUCUUUUAGUGUGAACAUUCUCGGCUGCAGGCCAUUCGAGAAGGCUGGUAAUGGUAAUGCAGGGUCGAAAAAAGGCUGCUUGAUCCACAUCGCAUAUGAUGAGCCAUUGCAUGAUAAGACUUUGUACACAGCCUGUAAGGUAAGUGCCAAUGGUGUAAGCAACACUUUGCUUUAGAAGGCUAGCGAAGCAAGCAGUGCAGGCAGCACAAGAUGAUGCUGACUGUAGGUCAUAAAGCAGAAAAUAAUGGGCAGUGCAGGCUCACACUAUCUGCAGGCCCAGCACUUACAAUCUCCAAAGUGACUUACCAACUCCUUUUGUACAUUCAUAUGUUGUAGACAUCAAUAAUCCAGUUGAAGAUGUUGUUGAAUGGUGCUUUUAGCUCUGCAUGUACUAGCAACCGUGUGUUUCAUGUAUGGUGUACAUUGCAGUUAGAUUGUGAUCUAUAUAGAUCUUUUCUCAUCCAAAGAUUAAUUUUCAUGUACAGUAUAAUUAUAUAUAAUAUAUGGAUGUGUGUUACUUAUAAAUUCGUAAAAUGAAGACAAUUUAUUGAAAAAGAUACUAAUAUGUGUUCGCUGCCCCUUCUUCCAGAGAGCGAACGAGCCUCCGUAACUCCUUACGUUCACCUUUCCAGGUGUUAAAAAACAUUCCAUAUAUAUGAUAUACAUUUACUGCAUAUAACAAAUGUAUGUAUAUCCUGUACAUAAUGGCUAAUCAUCCACUAUUCCUCAUAGCCAAGAAAUGUUUGGUUGGAAUAUGCGCUAGUGAGGCGGUAUUCUGAUAGUCUUAUGUGUUACCUGCAAAGACCUUGGUUAUAUUUCAUUUGUAACUAGGUGGUUAUUCAUCAUUCAUUCUAAAUAUUCUCAUUGUUAUGUAUCCAUCGUCAUGGUUAAGUUAAUUACAUAUCAUAAUCAACUGUUCAUUGAUUUUUUUUUUUUGUCAUAGGGAAAAAAAAAAUUUAUUUGGAAAUAGUUCAUGCAAGUUGUUUUGUUUUAUUUUCUUGUUAAAUGUAUUCCCCUUUUCGACUCUCUAUAAUCUUUCAAAACACCAAAUAUAAUAAAAAGGUCUAGACAA